AUCGCAAAUUUGGCCGGCGAGCGCGCCGAGACACGCGACUUCAUGUUGAACGAAGGCAUUGUUAAAAUGGUCACUUACAUGUACACGAAGUACUCAAAUAAUGAGUCGUUACUCACUGAUUUGGUCUUUAUUAUUAGAAACCUUUGUAUUAAUAACGACCCUUGUGUCCCAUAUGAUAAAGUCCAAGAGACUAUGCCUAUUAUCAUUACACUAUUAAAGCCGAUCAUCUUCGAUAAGCCGUAUGUCCCCGACGCAAUAUGGACGUUAUCUUUCCUUUUGCACGACAAAGUUAACUUCACGGAACUCUCAAGGUAUUACCCCUUGGUUUUACAAUAUUAUCGAUGUGACUUCGAACCAGUCUUAGAAGCGUGUGUAAGUUACUUAGGUGGAUAUGUCGAGCAUGGCAGUGAACAAUGCACUAUAUUUGGACAACCCGACAUCUUCGAGCGAACGAAAGAAGUUCUCUGUAGUGAUGUCUCAGCGAAGACAAAGUCUCGAUUAGUAACUAUAUUAUAUAAUAUGGUGUAUACUCGUAUACCCAAUGUAGAGUAUACUACCGUAUCUCAAUUCCUUCCAUUACUCAUCAAUUACUUCAUUAAAACAAUCGACGACCACGACUUAAAACUUGAAGUUGGACUCUUUGCAGUGGAGUGUAUAGAAACCACAAACCCCGCUAUAUUAGAAGGGAUCUUGUCGAUCCCAAAUUUCUUUGAAUUUGUCAUCUUACUCUUUGAAAUCGAUGAUAGUUCUUUUAUCCUUCGCUUAUUGGUUUCUCUUCGCAAAUUAUUAGUGUUUGACAGCACGUACGGAAAUCGAUUCAAAAUAGCAGAGCAACUCGAAGAGCGGCAAUUCAAUGGAAUUUUGUCUUCUUUUGAAUUGGUCAAAUACGCUAAGCACAAACUUAUUCUCAAUGUUAUUGGGGACUUAACUAAAAUAUUGAAUUACCGCACUACAACACUCUUCUAA
Messenger RNA from Entamoeba invadens IP1, 966 nucleotides. RefSeq lists its product as hypothetical. The annotation marks the transcript as partial. NCBI's taxonomy places the organism in Eukaryota, Evosea, Mastigamoebida, Endamoebidae. The record is from RefSeq and is a predicted model, not a curated record. The transcript has a single exon.